AUGACGGCAUUAAGGCCGUCACAACUAUCUGUCUCCUCGCAACAAGAGGAGACAGAUAAACACCAACUGUCUCCUUCUCUUCUUUAUGAUAGUCCCUCUAAUAACAGAGCAAGACAAGCAGCAGCAGCAGCAGCAGCAGCAAAUGCAGCAGCAGCAGCAGCAGCAGCAAAUGCAGAGAAAGGAUCUGCUCAACAACGAUCUAUGCAGAUGCUGCUGCAGCAACAGCAGCAGCAGCAGCAGAGAUCAGGGACAGUUCUACGUCCCUCUCUAGCCCCUCGCCGCAGCAGCGAUUCCGUCAGCAGCAGCAGCAGCAGCAGCAGCAACAGCAGCAGCAUGGCUUCUGCAUAUGGAUGGGAGGAUACUAUACCGCAGCAGCAGCAGCAGCAGCAGCAGCAGCAGCAGCAGCAGCAGGAUUCAGAUUUUUCUGAUUUUUCUUUUGCUUCGGAUAACGAAGAAGCAGCAGCAGCAACAGCAAGAGCUGCCUUCUCUUCUUACUACCAGCAGCAGCAGCAGCAGCAGCAGCAGCAGCGGCAGCAUAGGGAAGCAAUGCUGCGCAGCAAAUCCUUUUCUUCUGGUGUAGGUGCAGCAAGAAGAAGACAUGAUGGCUCCUCUUUUGCUGCUGCUGUUGCUGCAGAGCAGCAGCUGCUGCAGCAGCAAGCCAUGAGGAGGAACUCCGAGUGGGGCCCCCCUACGCUGCUGCAGCAGCAGCAGCAGCAGCAGACACCUGAUUUCUUUAAGCGUGUUGCUAGGAGCAACAGCAGCAGCAGCGGCAGCAGCAGUGGUAGCAGCAGCAGCUGCAGCAGCAGAAGUAGCAGCAGAAGCAACAGCAGCAGAAGCAGCAGCUGCAGCAGAUCUAGCAGCUCUGAUGCCCCUUUUCGUGGGCACCACCAGCAGCAGCAGCAGCAGCAGCGGCUGCAGAAGCUGCUGCUGCAGCAGCAGCAGCAGCAACAGCAACCAGGAGGAUGGAGAGAAGUUGUUGCAGAGAGACAAAGGGCCUUUGAGCAGCAAAUGCAGCAGGAAAGGGAAAUGAUGCAGCAACGGCUGCAGCAGCAGCAGCAGCAGCAGCAACAGCAGCAGCAGCGCGAGCGCAAGUCUAGAUCCUCUCAUAGAGACCACCAAGCAGCAGCAGCAGCAGCAGCAGCGGCAGCAGCAGAAAGGCAGCAGCAAGAAGAGGUGCCUGUACACCUCAAGAAAAAGCAAUCAAAGACACAUUCAAAACGUAAACACGGCAAGGAAGCAGCAGCAGCAGCAGCAGCAGCUGCUGCUGCUGCUGCUGCUUCUUCUUCUGCUCCUGCUGCUAGUGGUGGAGGAGACGUAUGGGCAGCUGCAGCACAGAGUGCAGCAGCAGCAGCAGCAGCAACAGGUGCAGGAGCAGGAAGGGGUAAUAAGAAUAUAUCUAAGGAAGGGAAGUCUAUGCCUAAUGUUCCUCUCUUUCCUCUUAAUGCUGCUGCUGCAGUUGCUGCUGGAGGUGAUUUUGUAUUUGCGCAGCAGCAGCAGCUGCUGGCAGCACAAAGAGAACUGCAGCGAGCUAAGAGUGAUCUAACCCUAGAGGCAGAGAAGUGUGCAGGCCUAGAGAAGCAGCUAGCAGCAGAACAGGAGAAGCAGCAGCAGCAGCAGCAGCAAAUACAAGAGCUACAAGAACAGCUACAAGAACAGACAAAGAAGACAGGAGAAUUAGCAACAAUGAAUACAGCAGCAGAGAUGCGCAUGCAGCAGCAGCAGCAAUCAUUAGAGGAGAUAAUAAAACUACAAGAAGAGACACAAAGGAUAAGACAAGAAGAAAAAGAUAAAUAUCUUGCAGAAAAAGAACAAUUACAGAUAAAGAUAAGAGACCUAGAAGGAGAUCUAACAUUUGCAAGAGAUCAACUAUUAAUAGCAAGAGAAAGUUUAAUUGCUGCUAGGCAAAAGCAGCAAGCAGCAACAGAUGCACAUGAACAAGAUCUUAAGGCAUUACAGUCUUACCGUAAGGCGAAUGAGGUAUUACGUCAAGAUUUAAAAUUUGUUAAGACAUUGAAUUUAUCUUUGGCAGAGAAAGCAAGGAGACUCCAACUAUUGUCUCCUACUGUCUCCGAUACAGCAGCAGCAGCAGCAGCAGCAGCAGCAGCAGCAGCAACAGCAACAGCAGCAGCAGUAGACCAGCAGCAGCAACAACAGCAGCAACAACAACAACAACAGCAACAGAGACAGCACCAUAGGCAACAUCAACAACAACAACAGCAACAGCAACAGCAGCAACAGCAACAGCAGCAGCAACAGCAGCAGCAGCAGCAACAGCAGCAGCAGCAGAGGAUACCGAGCGAAGCAUACAGUGACGCUUCUUCCUCAGUUAGUUCUGCUUUUCCUCUACGACCCCACAGCAGCUGCAGCAGCAGCAGCAGCAGGGCGUUGCAGCUGCAGCGGUUGCAGCAGCAACUCAAAGAUAGAUUGGAGGAGGAUACAGGAGCAGCAGCAGCAACAGCAGCAGAUAAAUUGCAGUGUACAGGCAUCCCCUAUCUUGCUGCUGCAGCGCAGCAGUUGCCCUCCCCUACAGACAGCGCCUUCUCUAUAAGGGGGGCGCCGCAGCAGCCACCGCAGCCGCAGUCCCUCCAUCCGCAGCAGCAGCAGCAGCAGCAACAGCAGCAGUUACAGCUGCAGCUAGUGCAGCAGCACCACCACCACCAUCAACAGCAGCUGCAGCAGCACCUGCUGCAGGGAAGAGACAGUAUACCUGGUUGCUUAGGGGGUCUUGAGUCUCUUGAUGCAGCAGCAGCAAGACACAAGCAGCAGCGGCAGCUGCAGCAGCUGCAGCAGCAGCUAGAUAUGCUGCAUGAGGAGCAGCAGCAUCUUCGUCGUCAGCAGCAGUUGCUGCAGCAUCAAGAAGGUACAGAUAAUACACCAACUCCUCCUCCUCCUACUGCUGCUGCUGCUGCUGCAGCUGCUGCAGCAGCAGCAGCAGCAGCAGGUGUGGGGCCCCACAUCCAGGGACCCGUUCCUCCUCCCUUUGGGGAUCGGAUCCCAGCAGAAUUGCUGGAGUUGACACAAACCGAUCCCAAGACAUUUACGUCUCCUUUUCCUCUAGAUAAUUAUCCUCCUAAGGGGAGGCCUCCUGCUACUGCUGCUGCUGCUGCUGCAGCAGCAGCAGCACAUGAUGUAAAUUACUUGCAGCCUACUACUACUAGUAGCAGCAGCGGGAGCAGCAGUGGUAGCAGCAGUGGCGACAGCAGCAACAGGAGCUACAGUGCAACUGCUGCUGCAGCAGCAGCCAACCCUACCAGCAGCAGCAGACAGCAGCAGCAGCAGCACGAGAGGACUCGUCGUCCUAGUCACUCUUUCUCUCGUCCUGCUGAGGUGUCUCCUCUUCCUCUAUCCGGUCUAAAUACAUCAACAGCAGCAGCAGCUGCUGCUGCUGCAGCAGCUGCUGCUGCAGCAGGAGGUACCCAACAACAACAACAGCAACAACAACCAUCACCAGCAACAGCAGCAGCAGCAGCAGCAGCAGAACAAGAUUCAGCAAGGAGACAAUGGCUGCUGCAGCGUGUCUCCCGUGUCUCUCGUCUCCAUGGCAUAGAGGAGAUAAAACAAAGGACCUGUCUCCUUUCUCCUACCUUACUGUCUCUUUCCCGCAGCAGGAGACAGACACCUGUACAUACACCUAAGGACAGCAGCAGCAGCACCAGCAGCAGUAGCAGCAGCAGCAGCAGUGGUAAUAGCAACAGAUCCACAGGAGGAGGAGCAGCAACUGCAGCAGCAGCAGCAGCAGCAGCAACAGGGGUGCAGCAGCAGGAACCUUCUUCUGCGCAGAGACACCAACAACCCACGACUCAAGGUACUACCAGCAGCAGCAGCAACAGUAGCAACAGCAGCAGCAGCAGCAGCAGCAGCAGCAAUCAUUUUUUUUUUUUGCGGUAG
Eimeria maxima is the source of this 3888-nucleotide messenger RNA. Its product is annotated as enterophilin-2L, putative. Bases 1 to 3888 code for a protein of 1295 amino acids. The record is from RefSeq and is a predicted model, not a curated record. NCBI's taxonomy places the organism in Eukaryota, Apicomplexa, Conoidasida, Eucoccidiorida, Eimeriidae. The transcript is spliced from 7 exons.